Messenger RNA from Mya arenaria, 5937 nucleotides. Its product is annotated as nuclear receptor-binding protein-like. The record is from RefSeq and is a predicted model, not a curated record. NCBI's taxonomy places the organism in Eukaryota, Metazoa, Mollusca, Bivalvia, Myida, Myidae. Gene Ontology annotation, biological process: endoplasmic reticulum to Golgi vesicle-mediated transport; protein phosphorylation; intracellular signal transduction. The transcript has 15 exons. Gene Ontology annotation, molecular function: ATP binding; protein serine/threonine kinase activity. Gene Ontology annotation, cellular component: endomembrane system; cytoplasm. Bases 70 to 1623 code for a protein of 517 amino acids.
GUCAACAAGUCUGAAAAAAAAAUAACUUCGUCAAUUUCUCCAUAUUUUCUUUUACGUGAACAACCCCAGAUGGCAGACGGUGACCCGGAGAAGACACAGGGGAAGACGGACGGCGGGGCGGACGGAAGUGAUGAUGACACGGACGAAGAGUGCGAAGUUCUGGAGGAAAGUCCGUGUGGCAGGUGGCAGAAACGACGAGAGGAGGUAGAACAGAGAGAUGUGCCAGGUAUUGACAGUGCGUUUCUAGCCAUGGACACAGAAGAGGGGAUGGAGGUUGUUUGGAACGAGGUUUACCUCUCCGAGAACAGGAACAAAAAGGGUCAACAGGAUAAAAUCCGACAAGUGUUUGAUAACCUGAUACAGCUUGACCAUCCAAACAUUGUCAAGUUCCACAAAUACUGGACAGAUCCAUUACCUGAUGAAAAACCUUCAGAUCCUGUGAAAAAACCUCGGGUGAUAUUCAUAACUGAGUACAUGUCAUCAGGCUCCUUGAAACAAUUCCUCAAGAAAACCAAGAAGAAUAAUAAGACCUUUCAGCUUAAGGCUUGGAAAAGGUGGAGUACACAGAUUCUAUCUGCCCUUAGUUACCUCCACUCGUGCAAACCCCCUGUGAUACAUGGAAACCUGACCUGUGAUACAAUCUUCAUCCAGCACAACGGGCUUAUCAAGAUCGGCUCAGUUGCGCCAGACGCCAUGCACCACGUUAAGACCUACAGAGAAGAUCUGAAGAAUAUGCACUGUGUUGCCCCCGAAUAUGUAGCUGGCCAGGUAACAACAGCGGUUGACAUCUACUCAUUUGGCAUGUGUGCCCUUGAGAUGGCGGCCCUAGGUAUCCAAGGAAACGGGGAAAGUGGCAACGUGAUUACACCAGAGGCAAUAGAUAAGACUCUACAGUCAAUAGAGAACCCACUACAAAGGGAUUUCCUGGAGAAAUGUUUGGAGAAGGAUCCUACCCAACGACCAACAGCCCGUGACCUACUUUUCCAUUCUGUGUUAUUUGAGGUCCAUUCGCUCACCCUCCUGGCCGCACACGCUAUUGUCAACAAUGCUCAGCUUGUAGAAACAAUUGCGGAGGACACCCAUAUGUUAAAAGUGGAGCCCAAAAAAGUGAUGGCGGGCAUCAAAUACCACGGGCAGGAGGAGCCCACUUUGACUAGAUUUGCAAAAGUGCAGAGUGUGGAGUUGGAAAAAUUUCUUGAAGAUGUAAGAAAUGGCAUCUACCCCCUGACUGCCUUUGAUCUCCCCCAGGCACCCAAUGCCAACACAAGGGCCGCAACUCCUGAGGCAAAAGAACAAGAACUAGAGGAAACACCUGAACCCCAGGAUGUAGAAGCACGCAGAGUGAUCAACAUGUCAUGUCAAAUCCGCCCACUAGAGGACAACAUCACAUACCACCUGAUCCUUUUGUUACGUAUGGACGAUAAGAUGAAUCGGCAGCUCGAGUGUGACUUUGGGGGCAGCGACAAUGCUGGUGUUCUUGCGGAGGAGUUGGUGCACUAUGGCUUUAUAAAUGAGGAAGACAGAGAAAAUUUAGCUACCUUCUUGACCAAAGAGCUGCAAGGAGCUAAUCCUGUCAACAAUAUCCAAGAGCAACAGACUGGUGCCCCAAUAACUGUCUCAUGAGGGUAGACUGGUUUAUAGUUUUGUGGGAGUUGACUGAAGAAACCCUGACAGGACCAGUCUAUGGUAUUCUGAAAGUCACUGUCAUCAGUAUCCAAGUUUAACAACCAAGCAGGUGCCCUUAAUCAGUCACAUGACAUAAUGACAGUAACAAUAGACUGGUUCAAAAUUUGUGGACUGGUCCAAAAUUUGUGGACUGGUUCAAAAUUUGUAGACUGGUUCAAAAUUUGUGGACGCUAGCUGAAAAUAUUACUAUUAAAGUUUUCUUUUUUGACUAGGUUAUUAGGGUGCAACUGAUUAAACUUUAAUUUGUAAAGUUCCAAAAUGGGUUAUUAUCUGUAUGACAUUAUUGAUGACAUUCCUUGUGUUUGAACGUGACUUUUUCGGUCAAGAUUUUUGUGAAAUUUUCCCUACUUUGAUUUUCAAACUGCAAAGCUUGUUUUUCCCUUGUGUAACACAAUGACAAUCUAUUAUAUUCAUGGGUUUUACUGAUGUCAAUCCUUUUGUAUCAUAGUUAAUUAAUAUCAUUUAUGAAAUUGACAUAUUUGUAUGGAAUUGAAUUUUCCGUUUUGUGACUUAUAGACUAACUGUUAAUUAGACUUUAUGUUGAACAAGACCGAAUUACACUCUAGUGUUUGGUAUGAAAAUUUUCCACGAGCCCAAGUAUACAAAUCUAAAAUUUGAGCAAGCCGGAAAUGCACAUUACAAUUGCAGGAUUGAGCUUAUUUCGACUGCUGCUUGUACAGUCAACCUGUAGGCCCGAUUUGCAUGGCUUGAUUUUUCUUGUUGGCUCGAACUUGAUGAAAGGACUGAUUAUUUUUAACUCUAUGUAAGCAUUCCUGCUUGGCUCGAUAUUCGUGAGGCUCGAAGUAUUAGGCCGGUCCCUGGGAUAUCGAGCUAACCAGUUUCGACUGGGUAUGCAUUUCAAUCAGUUUCUGACUUUUUGUAAAUAAUUAUAUGAUGAGUUCAUAGUGAUGUAAACAUAAAUAUGGUUGAACUAAAGACCAGAUUUGUUCAUUCAACAGGGCAUUACAUACAUUUCUGUAGAAGUUCUUUUGAAAUUUGAAUUAGUCAGAGCCCAUUGUCCAGAACUUUGUUACAGUUAAUAGCUUUGUUAACGCCAUUGUUGUUAAAGCUGCACUCUCACAGAUUUACCGUUUUAACAUCAUUUUAUUUUUUUGUCAUGGAAAGAGCAAAUUUUUAGGUAAACAUCUUCAAACCAAUGAUAUAAGAUUGCUGACAAAAAAUCAGAUUGUAGUUUUCCAUAUUUCCAUUCGAAAAUUAAUGUUUUAUGACUUAAACCGUUACUAAUGGUUUUAGAAAAAUGCAUAAAACAUUAAUUUUUUUAACUUAAAUAUAAAGAUCUGCGAUCUAAUUUUUUGUCAGCAGUCUUAUAUAACUGGUUUCCAUGGAAUUUCCCAAAAAUUGGCUCGUUCCAAGACAAAAAAUAAAGUUGUUAAGAUGUUCAAUCUGUGAGAGUGCAGCUUUUACAUUCAUAUGGUUCUGCUCUGAAAGUUUUAUUGAUACACUUGUGAUCUGCUGUCUUUCUUACAAGAUUAGAGAUAGCUGUUCUAGCUGUGCUUGGUUAUUUUUAAAUAUGUGAUCACAUCAUCAAAUAUUUCAUGUUUAAAAGUUAACAACAAUGCCAUUGAUCACGUUGUUAACUUUAACAAAGCUCUGAACAAUCCGCCCAAUGGUAUACAUACAUUUGAAGAUGUACACAGGUUUAAGUUAUAGGUCAUGGCCAAGGUCGUUUUAAAAAGUAUAGUUUAAACUUGAUUGAAUUUACAACAAAUGUAAAUUAAGUUAUGCUAAGUUGUGCUAAGUCACUCUUAUUGACAUGAUAUUGAGCAAGCCUGUGGCCUUUUGUUGUGGGGAAAACUAGUAAAAACCCACUUGUCUGGUUGUUGACCACCAACCAAACUCACAUGCACUAAGGCCAGUAAUCGACCAGGGUUGCCUAGGUGAGAAGCCAGUGUUUCAACCACUGCGCUAACUUGAUGAUCUAUGUAACAUUCAUUUAGGGGCAUGUUGUUUUACAUAUAACUCUUGGUUGCAUUUAUUUCUCUUUUGUUUGUUCAUUUCCAUUUGUACUGGUAUAUAAUUUCAGUAUUAUUAUAACACUUGUGUUUAUGUAUUACCAUAAUAUAUCAAACAUCCAAGAAUAUUUAUAUGUUAAUAAUCUUUCGUGCAAUACUUAUUUGAAUAUCGUGAAAUGAUGUAUUAUUCUAUAUAUUUUGUUCACUUGUUGAUACAUAUGUUGAUUUGCACCACCUAGAAUGAAUUCUGACACAUUAAAGGUGCUAGACACCAGGUGGUUCCAAAAUCGGCAAAUAAAGUAUUUCCUUAAAGCUGCACUCUCACAGAUCUUUUUUACAACUUUUUUUUAUUUUUUGUCUUGGGAAGAGCAUUUUUUUGCGUAAAUAUCUGCAAACCAAUGAUAAAAGAUCAGAUUGCAGAGUUGCAUAUUUCCGUUCGAAAAUUUAUGUAUUACGGCAGAAAAAUGCAUAAAAUAUUAACGGUUUAAGAAAAAUGCAUAAAAUAUUAAUUCUUGAACUUAAAUAUAAAAAUCUGUGAUCUAGUUUUUGUCAGCAGUCUUAUAUACUAGUAAGUAACUGGUUUCCAUGGAUUUUCGCAAAAAAUAACUCGUUCCAAGACAAAAAAAAUGUUGUCAAAACGUUCAAUCUGUGAGAGUGCAGCUUUAAGCAAGCCUAGAAUUGUACAUGCAAGCUAGUAGGAGGCCGAUAAUUCAUGAUUAAAAUAAUAAACACAACAAUCCUGUUGCUGUCUCAUAUGUGUUUCCCUGUUUAAAAAUAGCAUGUAAUGGCUUCCCAAUUUAAAUCAUAUCUGUUUAUGAGUACAGAUUAAUAUACCAAUGCUAUUUUUAAACUUACUGGGAUAAACGGGGUAGACAUCCCCAGUAAAUUUCGAUUUAGAAAAAUGUGUAAUAACUGCGAAAGAUGCAUGUGUCAUAAGCGAUGGGAUACACCAGACAAUGCGUUGUACACAACGAUGUAAAUUUUAUGUAAAUUUUUGACAAUUUUCUUUUUUUUCUUGCUUUUGUGAUAUCUGGUGUCUAGCCCAUUUAACAACCAUAUUUGAGGUCAUAGAGUUUGUCAUGUGAUUAUUUGAUUUCUUUCACUUCAGCUAAGUCCAUUUUUGUGCAAGUUUAUAAAUGUUAAUUAAAAAUAACAAUACCAAUUUUCUGAUUGCUUCAGGAGUUCUUUACUUUAGGAUUAAUACUGAUAUCAAGAUUUAGAGCUGUUAACUUCAGAUGAUUUAUUGUACAGUUGUAAAUACUGUUUUUUGCUUGGACAUUUGAAUUAAAGCAGUAGGAAGUACUUGAUAUGAAUAUAAAUGACUUUGUAAACAUUUUUAAAAAGGGUCUUAUCCCGUUUGCUCUGCUUUUGGCUUGACCCCUUGUACUCAAACAGACCUGGAUGGUUUCUAGGUUUGACAAUUAUCAGCUGUUAGAUCCAGCUUACAAAGUGUGUGUAUACCACGUGUUAAACUACGUCAUAUAUGCUAUGUCGGAAGGCAACAUUUUGCUUAAAAUUAAGGCUUAAAACAAAGAUAUCUUUUCUUUUUCUUCACCAUUUUAAACGAAACAAAAUGCAGUCUUUGCCGCUUGAAAAGCCCCGCCUUCCUUUUAUUACUGGAGUUUUAUUAGGUACAUGUAAUUAUUUUCUUCCAACACUUCGACAAACCUGUUUCCAAAAUAAACUGAGCUCCAUCAGGCGGUGGUUUUGCGGAAAGGUUUGUCGAAGUGUUUUAAGAAAGUAAUCUCUCAAUCAAACUCUGGUAAGGGUCUGAAAGCGGGGUUCAGUAAGUGGCGUAGACUGUGUUAUGUUUCAUUUAUAAUGGGGAAGAAAUAGUAAAGUUAUCCUCGUUAAAAGUCUUCAUUCAGAAGCAAAAUAUAGCCUUCCGACUUAGCAUUUAUGACGCAAUUUAUCACGUGGUAUACACACACUGUUACAGCCUACUCGUAAAUUUAGCCUUAGAACAUAGAGGGACUAGGCAAAGUUCAAUGUUUAUUUAGUAUUAACAUGGACUUAAAGGUACUUUGAUUGUGUUGUGUUGGUAUUACCUAUUUAAGUGCUGUUGACUUGAUUUCAAAUGGCAAAAGCUUUUUGAAGUUAACUUUUAUAGAUCUGCAUUCAUUGAUAAAGGAACAUAUAGUGUUGAUCUUUGUCUGUAUUUAUACUAAAAAUUAAAUAUGACGUCGAUAAAUGUCCUUUUGUAUAUGGUGCAUUGUUAAAAGUUUCAAUUUGUGCUAUCAAAAUUAAAACCAUGUGACUCAUAAUGAGUUAUGGAAAU